Trichoderma reesei QM6a is the source of this 1299-nucleotide messenger RNA. RefSeq lists its product as uncharacterized. Bases 1 to 1299 code for a protein of 432 amino acids. The transcript has a single exon. The record is from RefSeq and is a predicted model, not a curated record. Lineage: Eukaryota; Fungi; Ascomycota; Sordariomycetes; Hypocreales; Hypocreaceae.
AUGUCUGACGCCAACAUCUUCUACACAAUCGGCGCCUAUGCCACCCUCAUCGGCAUUGGCUAUGCCCUCUACCAUGUCUCAACGCAAAAGGACAAGAAAAAGGGCGGCGUCGCCAUCACCAAGACGGCCAAGGCCUCACAGCCAGAGGUCCGGAAGGAAGACCGGAAGAAAAAGCAACGUCUGGAGAGCUUCGUGACGGACCAGGACUCCAGCAAAGCCUCCAAGGCCGAUGCCCAGAAGGAAAAGGCCGCCCAGGCACCUCACUGGCUGAGCAACGAGGCGGACGACAAGCAAAAGGAGAUUGACAACCGAGAGUUUGCCAAGCAGCUCUCCAAGGCCAAGGAGGGUGCCAAGUUCAACACCAAGAACGACGGCCCCAAGCAGCGCGAGAAGACCGUCAAGCAGUCCAAGGCCAACAAGGCCAAGGCUGCCCCCGCCCCUGAGGCUGUUCCCUCUGCCCCGUCGUCCAACGGCGCUGAUGCCGACGAUGACGAGUCUCCCGUUGUCCUGUCCCCCGAGACCCGCCCCGUCGACGUUGGCGGUGUCAGCGACAUGCUCGAGCCAGCCCCCGCCGGCCCUUCCGUUCUGCGUCUGACUGAUACCGAGUCCAAGAAGGACAAGAAGCCCAAGGCCGCCAAGAACCCCGAACCGGCUGAGACCAAGAAGCAGAGACAGAACAGGAAGAAGGCUGAGGCUGCCAAGGCCGCCCGCGAGGAGGCCGAAAAAGAGCGCAAGAUCCUUGAGGAGAAGCAGCGACGCACUGCUCGCAUUGCCGAAGGCCGCGCCGCCAAGGAUGGCUCUGAGUUCAUGGCCGCCGUCAACGGCAACAAGUCUGCUUGGAACGGCACCAACGGCACCAACGGAACCAAGAAGGACGAGGCUUCUAUCCACGCCCCUCUCGACACCUUUGAGCAGCCUGCCGAGAAGAAGGCCGCUAAGAAGGCCGCUCCUGCUGCUGCCCCCGUCGCUGCUCCCAAGGAGCCUGUCCAGAACCUGGAGAGCUCUUGGAUCUCGGCUCUUCCGUCUGAGGAGGAGCAGAUGGAGAUGCUCAAGGAUGAAUCUGACGAAUGGAGCACUGUCAAGAGCAAGUCCUCCAAGAAGUCCAAGAAGGCCCCCUCUGUCGAAUCCGGAGAGGAGACUCCCCAGGCUCGCCCCGCGGCUCAGCCCAAGCAAACUGUCGACACCAACGCCAACAAGUCUACUAAGCCCGCGGCCAAGAACUUUGGAGGCUCCUUUUCUGCAUUGACCAUUAAGGGCGACGAUGCUGAGGAGGACGUCGAAGAGGAGUGGGACGUCUAA